AUGUCUGUCCGACUCCCGUCGCAGAAGCGAUUCGCCCCGUCCAGGCCAAAGGGGCUGGGAGGCAGACCUGGAGGUCCGACAGUCGGUGCACCCAAAGCACCGGCGGCUGGCUUCGCACAGCCUCGAGUGCCAUCUUCGAAUGCUGCGGCCGCUGGACAUUCGGCUGCUGGAGCUGCGGAGAGCGCUACGACCGAGGAUGGCAAUGCAACUGCCGGCCCUUCCCGGAGUGAUGUCUCCACUGGUGCUACCUUGGCCGCUACCGGUGCCCCGGCGGAUGCUACAGGGACGAGACCUUCAUCUUCGCCUGUAACACGUCCUAGCGCUGUGCCGCCGUCAGUAUCUGCUGCUGGCAGCUAUAGCAAUGGCAACGCCGGCGAGCGAUCAACGGCACGGACUCGGUCGCCAACCCAUUCACCUGUCGCCUCCCUUCGUCGUCUAGAUGGCGACAUACCACCCACACUCUCCCCUACCGCCUCUAUCCGGCCCUCGCCUGCUCCUCGGCCUGCACCUCGCGUCUCCGCUUCCCCCGCGCCCUCCUCUCGCGCUCGCUCCCUCUCACGUCAACCCAGUGUGACCCCCUCCAUACGGUCCGGUAAACGCCCAUCUCUCAUCGCUGCCGCAGAGAAUCGGCAGACUCCACUCAAUAUCGUCGCUCCUCCAAAGGCAAGGCGAAAGGCGGAGAAGGCACGAGCGGCGGAAGAGGCGGAACGGCAGAGCGAGAUGGGCACGCCGGAUUCGAGCUCGGGCCUGCCGCCAACGCUGAGUGCUGUGCCGCUGGAGGCUGGAGAUAUCAAUAGGGAUCGGACGGCUACACCACGCCAGUCGUCUACUGUACCUGGUCCGCGUGAACGGCGGACGGAGACGGUCACUCCUGUUCCACGGUCCAAUAAUGCGGAGACAAGCGGGAGUGUGAUGGAUAGCGCCGCGAUGGCGGAGCGCCUGGUACAGCAGCUUCGGCAGAUGCGGCAGUCGGCUUCGCCAGCGCCGGCCGGUGUGGAUCAUGGCGAGGUACCACUGUUCAUGCCCGCGGACAGCCCACAUGAGGCAGAGGUCCACGAUGGGUACGGAGCGCCCGACGAGCUUCUUUCAGGUGAAGAGGAUGAGCAGUACGAUGAGGACGGGCAGAUUAUCAGGCAGGAUGGGGGCCAGGCGAAGAAGAAGGGGAAGGCGAAGGCGCCGGUAAAGCGGAACAUCGCGACUCAGCGGAAGAAGUUCAAGCGGAAGCGGCCAGCCAAGGAGGAUACGACGGAUGAGGAGGAAGCAGGGGAGGGGGGAGAUGGGAGUGACGGAGAGCCGAACGAACUGGAUAUCUCGGAUGACGAGGAUAUGGACCUGGCGGGGCCGAACGCUGGGAAGAGGCGGAUGAAGGGGAAGAAGCGGAGACGGAAAACUCAACGACAGUCCGUCUUCCAGCCUGUCAAUCUGGACGAAGCCGAGGUCGGCGAGAUGAUCGGUGAAGAGGUCGACGAAGAGAAUAUGCAGAUGGCCGACAUUGCCACUCGGCGGUCAGGGGAGGGCAAGGUGUCUGCCCGAGCCAAGGAGCUGAACGUCUACCUUCGCGACUUUUCACGGCGGAACAAGGACCGACUGUACGAGGAGAAUCUCGAGCGAUACGAGCGGCGUCAAGUCCUCCGGCGGCAGAUCCGGGCACUGCGGAACGCGAAGCGAGAAGAAAGGCGGGCAGAGGUACGCGAGCAAGGCGGGGAUCCGGAGGAUGAAGUCAGUGAGGACGAGCCCAACUCGGAAACGGAGUUUGAGGUACGGCCGGAGCGGCUCACACCGCCGAGUUCGCCGGAGCCAGGAGGAGCGGGCGCGGAAAGACCGCAGCGGGAGCGGGAGGAUGGGAACGAGGAGGAGAUUGAGGAGCAGGAGUACGUGGAGCCGCCUGAAGGCGCCGCGUUGGGGCUGGGGCUGGACGAUGAUGAGGAUGACGAAGCCGCACCAGAGGAGCCAGAGGAAGAGAUAUUCGAUCCCAAUACCCAUAUGCCGGCGGACACGCACGAGCGUCACGAGGACGAGGAAUUUGAUCCGGAACUCGCCGCUCUUGGGUUUACGUCCGGACCGUCCCGGUAUAAUGAGGACGAUGAGGAGGUUGAUCCAGACGCCGGCGCGUCGCUCGAGCAGCUGUAUGAGGAGCUGAACGAUACGCGGCGGACGGCGCUGCAGCGGAAUAUGGAGCGGGAGGUUAUUGAGGAGGAGCAGACGGGCAAGAUGCCGAAUAGUCGGAGUUACGCCAAGAAGGUCAAUAAUGAGCGGUGGUCUGCUGAGGAGACCGAGUUCUUCUAUCAGGUCCUUGGCGAGACUGGCGAGAACUAUACCAUGAUGUCCUUCUACUUCCCCGGUCGGACACAACGUCAGCUCAAGAACAAGGGGCGGAAGGAGAACGCUGCUCAUCCUGAUCGGGUGAAUGAGGCUAUCCGAGCUAGAAGGCCAAUCGAUCCCGACUACCUAGCCAAAACAGUAGGCUACGAUCCCAGCGGCUCCACCGAUAACGCCGACCAGCUCCUCGAAGAGACGCGGGACCUCCCCGCUCGGUGGACCCGGGAGGACACAGACCGCGCGCUCGCCGAUAUCCGCGAGGGAGGUGACGAGGAGAAUGGGGAGCGCGUCGAGGAGGUGCAGUAUGAGGAAUCGGCGUUGGUGGAUGGGGAGGAAAAGGAGGAUGAUGAGAUGGAAGGUGGAGAUGAGGACGAGGAGGAGGGGGCGGAUCUGGACAUGGAAGGGGUGGGAGAUGGGGAAGGAGGAGAUGAGGAUAUUGAGGAGGAAGUGUAUCAGGGGGGCAUGGACGUGUAG
This is a messenger RNA of Dioszegia hungarica, 2793 nucleotides long. RefSeq lists its product as uncharacterized. The transcript is spliced from 5 exons. Bases 1 to 2793 code for a protein of 930 amino acids. Gene Ontology annotation, biological process: RNA polymerase III preinitiation complex assembly. NCBI's taxonomy places the organism in Eukaryota, Fungi, Basidiomycota, Tremellomycetes, Tremellales, Bulleribasidiaceae. Gene Ontology annotation, cellular component: transcription factor TFIIIB complex. The record is from RefSeq and is a predicted model, not a curated record. Gene Ontology annotation, molecular function: TFIIIC-class transcription factor complex binding.